Molecule: messenger RNA, 1035 nt
Organism: Panicum hallii
Lineage: Eukaryota; Viridiplantae; Streptophyta; Magnoliopsida; Poales; Poaceae
Exons: 1
Coding region: 83-685 (200 amino acids)
Source: RefSeq, a predicted model, not a curated record
CCCCCGGCGCGCCAUUGGCACCUGGCUGUCGCUCGGCUCAGCUGCUCGAUCGCGUGGUCGUUCGAACACCCGUCGGUGGGGAAUGGGCAACCUGGUCUCAGCCGGGGCCGGGGCCGCGGCGGCGAGCGGCGGUGGGAAGGUGGUGAUGGCGGACGGGAGCGUGCGGGCGCUCAGCGAGCCGGUGUCCGUGGCUGAGCUCAUGAUGGACCACCCGUGCCACUUCGUCGUCGACGCGCGCGUGCUCAAGGAGCAGGGGCGGCGGGAGCAGCAGCAGCAGGGCGGCGGCGGCAGGGCCAAGGUCGCGCCGCUGCCGGCCGACCACGUGCUGGGCGCCGGCGGGGUGUACGUCCUGCUGCCAGCCACGCGGGGGAAGGUGUCGGCCGAGGAGGCGCGGCGCGCGCUGUCGGCGGCCAGGUCCCUGGCGCGGUCCCGGUCGAUGCCCGGUCUGAGGCGGAAGCUGUCGUCCAAGAAGGGCCGCGAGGAGGCUGCCCCCGACGUGUCAGCGCAGCGGGAGGCGACCACGGAGCCCCCGGAGGAGGAGGAGGCGGAGGCGGCGAGGCCGGACGGGUUCGAACACCGGCCGGAGUUCCUGAGCCGGGAGCUGUCUAGCAGGGGGUGGAAGCCGAGCCUGCGGACCAUCGAGGAGCGCGUGGCGCUCAAGAAGACGCCCCAUUGGCUGUUCUGAUCACCUUCCUCUGAUCCGUGAGCCGAUCGAGUAGGUGCUCUGAUCAUCUAAUCGUCUCCGUUUCCUCUCUUCUUCUCGUUCCCUCUCUCUGUCCCAAUGAAUGCCUGUUGUGAUCAUGUAGCCUGUCAAAAUGCAUGUAAGAUGAUGGCAUGAUGUGACUCGCAUGUGAUGCGCUGAGACAGCACGUCUGAAACUUGCCAUGUAAUUAUAGGAUUAGAUCAGAUGCUUGAUCAGGGCUUUGUCAUAUAAUGUUGAAAGGCCUCCAGAUGUUCUCACUGAGUCACUGACAUUGUAAAUUUUCCUUUCGCCCCUGCUAUUCAAACUUCUACGGUCGACUGUACGACCCUGAA